AUGGGACAGACUCCAACGUCUCAUUCAAGUAAUGGGGUAAACCAAGUGCACUUGUCCACGAACACCGAAUCAUACACCACAUCAGCUACUACAUAUACCAAUACCCUCAGUGAAGAAUCCCCGCUAUUCGUCCGUCCUGAUCCCCAUCAACAAGACGAAGAACAGAAAGCCGAGAAUAAUGAAAUCCCCGACGGAGGUCUCGUGGCCUGGACCCAGGUGCUGACCGGACAUUUGGUUGUAUUCAAUGUAUGGGGCUAUAUCACAUCCUAUGGUUUUUUCCAAGAGUACUACGUCAGUCAUCUCCAUGUCAGCCCAGCCAAUGCAUCAUGGAUCGGAGCCCUGCAGAUGUUCCUGGUCCACUUUUUGGCCAUGUUCUCCGGUCGAACCAUGGAUGCAGGUUAUCUUCGGCACUGUAUUGCUCUUGGAUGUUUUUUCCAGGUUGCCGGCGCGCUUGGGACCUCAUUUGGCACAAAACUAUGGCAUUUUUGGUUGGCGCAAGGCUUGGUCAGUGGAAUUGGCCACGGGCUUAUCUUCAGCCCAAUGAUCGCGCUUUACGCAACAUACUUCAAAACGAAGCGAGUUAUGGCCGUAUCACUGGCUUCUUGUGGCGCCGCGACUGGAGGAAUGGUUUUUCCUGUUGUCGCAUACAAGUGCUUUGACGUUAUUGGGUUCGCGUGGACGGUCCGAGUUAUGGCUCUGAUCAUCCUUUUUAACAGUGUCAUUAUUGUGGCAUUUACCCGAUCUAGGAUUAAGCCUCGCAGUCCCCCUCCUUGGGUUGACUUGAGUGCGUUCCGAGAGCGCUCUUACCUCCUUUUCUCGAUCGGGUCAUUUCUUAUUUUCGAGGGCAUCUAUUUUGCAUACAUCUAUCUCCGACAAUAUGCGCAGACCCACACUGGAUUUACUCCCUCGGAUUCCCUUCUCCUAUUGAUUCUAAUGAACGGGGUUGGCGUGCCCUCCCGCAUCAUAUCUGCAUUUGUGGCAGAUCGGUGGCUGGGUGCAGUGAGAACCUGCAUUGCAGUCUCUAUCCCUUGCGGCAUCGCCAUUCUAGGGUGGAUUGGUGUUCAUACUCAUACUGGCAUGUUCGUUUGGGCCACUGUGUAUGGACUGCUGGUCAACUGUGCCCAAAGUCAAUUACCCGCUGCCAAUGCAUACUUCGGUUCGAAAGACCCGGAGAAAUCGGGCACGCGUGUUGGGAUGAUCACCACGAUCAAUAGCAUUCCGCUACUGACUGGCCCAUACAUUGCAGGACGGUUGAUUGCCCUGCGAGGAGGCGAUUACCUGUACGCGCAGCUCUUUGGGGGUAUUUGCAUUUUGACCGGAGCGUUGUUCGUAGUCGGGUCUCACUUCUCGGGAGCGUGA
Molecule: messenger RNA, 1359 nt
Organism: Penicillium soppii
Lineage: Eukaryota; Fungi; Ascomycota; Eurotiomycetes; Eurotiales; Aspergillaceae
Exons: 3
Coding region: 1-1359 (452 amino acids)
Biological process (GO): transmembrane transport
Cellular component (GO): fungal-type vacuole membrane
Molecular function (GO): transmembrane transporter activity
Source: RefSeq, a predicted model, not a curated record